AUGAAAUCUAAUUAAAGUGAGAAUAUUGAUUAGACUAGUAAUUUGAAUAAUGAAAGCUAAAAAAUUAAGUCAUUAGUUCAACAAAUCAUGUAAUAAAAUAGUAAAAUACAUAAAUAAAAAUCUAAUGUCAAAAGAACAAAAUGGAAUUAAGAAAGUUAAGAACUAUUUCAGAAAUUAUACCAUAAUUUUUUAGGAGAUUUAAAUAUGAUUCACUCAUAUUUUGAAUAACACACUGAAUAUAAAUUUACUAAAAAAUAAAUCAAAGUAUUAUUAUUUAGAUUAUAUUAGAAAUAUUUUUCAUAAUAGGCUAACUAUCUAAGUAAAUCUAAUAGUAAAUCUAUGGAUGAAGAAAUAUAUGCUAAAAUUUUUGAUUUUUAGCAGCAGAGUUCUUAAUAAAAUAAUUAUUGUGAAGAUCAAGAAUAAAGUUUGUAGAGUGAUAUAAAGAUAUUUCAUUCAAGUAGUUUUUGA
Paramecium sonneborni is the source of this 468-nucleotide messenger RNA. NCBI's taxonomy places the organism in Eukaryota, Ciliophora, Oligohymenophorea, Peniculida, Parameciidae. The record is from the annotation of a GenBank genome assembly.